Messenger RNA from Myzus persicae (green peach aphid), 1795 nucleotides. RefSeq lists its product as uncharacterized. Bases 192 to 1337 code for a protein of 381 amino acids. The transcript has 7 exons. Gene Ontology annotation, molecular function: protein binding. Lineage: Eukaryota; Metazoa; Arthropoda; Insecta; Hemiptera; Aphididae. The record is from RefSeq and is a predicted model, not a curated record.
UUUUGUGAUAACUGAUACACGACAAUAAUACUAAUCACAAUUGCCUAUUAGUUAUUUGCUAAGCCAAGUUUCAUUAUUAUUAUUCUGUCUUUACGUUACACCAAUUAUUGUAUUACAAUUUGAUUCGUCUAUGAAUCUUUAAAAACGUCGAUACUUGAACACAAUUAUCACAAACUUCUUUGUAAUUAGAAAUGGCUGGGUGUUCUAGGGACAGUCAAAAUAUCGAUUCUGAUAAUAUACAAACCAAUUUUCAGAGAUCAUCUUGUUGUUAUGUGUGCAAUGGUUAUUACGGAUCAUGUUUUGAUGAACAAAUUUGUCAAACAUGUCAUUUGUUUCUUUUUUCUGAAGAGCUCACACAGGCUGUCCAAGAAGAUGUGCAUAACACAAUGGGAGUUGAGGAUGGUGAUAGUGGAAAUGAUGAACCAGCAGAUAUAUUUUAUAAUGGCUUUCAACGACCUGUUCAAGAUGUACCACUUGAUGCACGUGAACAAGUUGCUCCAUCACAAGAUCUUGCACGGCGACUUCAGUUACUAUCAGAAUCAUCUGCUCUGUGUCCUCAACCCUUUGAUGAUGAUAGUGAUUAUUUCCAAGAACUUCCUCCAGAAGUGUUAUUGACUGUAUUUUCGUAUUUGGAUGACUUCAGUUUGUGGUGUGUAAGUAAGGUAUGUACACGUUGGAACCAAUUAUUACGUUCACAUAUCCCACAAACAUGGCGUAGGUUUGUAGUUGAUUGUUGGCCUCUUUACCAGCCUUUAAAACCUGUUGAUGAUUGGCUUUCAGUUAGCUCAGCACUAUUUAGCAGUUCUUCGUGCUUAUUAUGUAUACGCCGAAUGUAUUAUCGACCACAUGCUGAAUGUCAAGAAAAUUCAUGGAGAAGAAGACGAUUACGACAUGAAGUUAAAAAUUUAAAGACUGAUCCACCUGAAGGUAUCAGAGCAAUAUCUCUGGACAAUCAUUGGUGUCACUGGCAAGCCACAAUUUUAGGACCGGCUGGUAGUCCAUUUGAAGGAGGGAAAUUUUUUCUGUAUAUACAAAUACCUUAUGGCUAUCCAAUGACUCCUCCAGUGGUCAGAUUUUUAACUAAAAUAUUUCACCCUAAUAUUUCUCGUCAUGGAGACAUUGGAUUAGAUUCACUCCAUUAUAAUUGGAGCUUAGCAUUGACCAUUGCUAAAGUAUUGAUUUCAAUUCAGUCACUGCUUACUGAUCCAUUUUGUGAUGUAUGCAUGGAACCUGACAUUGCACGUCUCUACAAAAAUGACCGACAGACAUACAAUACUAUUGCACGAUAUUGGACUCAUCGAUUUGCUAUGAACGAUAUAUUAACUUGGACUAAUUAAGUAUUUGUUUUUCAUUAUUUUCUUUCCCUCUUAUCAAAUAUAAAGAUCUGGUUGCCAAUCCCCUUAGUAUCAUGUUGAACAUAGCUUGUAAAGCAGUGUUAAACAAAGUUAUACUAAACUUUAAGAAAGGAUAAAUAUCAGUAAAGUAAUGUACCUAAUAUGUUAUAACUGUGUGAAAAAUAUAUCUUUUUUUGUUGCUAAACAUUAGAUUUGAGUUUGUUAUAAUUUUUAUUUAUAGUCCAAUUUAUAUGUCUAAAAUAAUGUAUUAUAAAUUAAAAUAAUGUUAAAGUGUAAAAUAAAAUAGCUUUAAAGAUAUUAAUAUGACACUUGAUUAAAUUAAAAGUUACAAUUAAAGUUCAACAACAUAUAAACUUAUGUAAUGUAUGAAAGAUACAAAAUUGAAUUAUUUUUAUUUUGUGAUGAUAUAUUUUAAUUUUUAAUAAAUAUUUUGUACAAAC